This is a messenger RNA of Vigna radiata var. radiata (mung bean), 1861 nucleotides long. RefSeq names its product protein LAZ1 homolog 1. Lineage: Eukaryota; Viridiplantae; Streptophyta; Magnoliopsida; Fabales; Fabaceae. The record is from RefSeq and is a predicted model, not a curated record. Gene Ontology annotation, biological process: transport. Gene Ontology annotation, molecular function: transporter activity.
UUUUUUUUCCUCGAGUUUAGCGAUUUUUGAAACGUUGUUUUCCAACUCCGCAGGCAAAGUCGCGUUAUAUUUUGGUAAAAAGCACCAUCUUCAUUUUUCCUGGAAAAAGAAAAAGGAAAACAAGAGUCGAGAGAACAGGAUUCCUUGCGAUCUCGUUUUGGAUUUUUCGUGUGAAUAAAAAGCAAGAACUGUAGUCAAUUGUUGGUGGAAUGUGUUAGUUCUGCAUUUACCUAUUGAAUUUGAGGAAUUGCUGUUACAUCUAGACAAAGAGAGAGGGAAACUUAGAUACAAUAAAAGUUUCCGUGGGAGCAUAGACUCUUGUAGUGAAUCGUACAUGUGAAUGUGAUGAAUGACACCCCAUUUGUGAUUAGUACCAAUUACAAGUUUCUAUCGAAUGGGUUUGACGGGGAUUUUUUGUUUUUCCAUAUUUCUUUUUAUUCCAGUUGAAUCUACUGGAAGAGAAGGGAAUAUGUGGCUCCAAAACUUGGGUGCGGAGUCCAGAGGAACUGUGAGUUUGACCGUCUUCAGUGCAAGUAUAUUUGUUGUUGCUGCUCUUGUUCUCUCCAUGUAUUUAGUAUUUGAGCAUUUAGCCUCCUAUAAUCAGCCGGAGGAACAAAAGUUUUUGAUUGGUAUCAUUUUAAUGGUUCCUGUUUAUGCAUUGGAAUCAUUUUUGUCAGUUUUGGAUUCUGAUGCAGCAUUUAACAGUGAAAUUAUCCGGGAAUGCUAUGAAGCUUUUGCAUUAUACUGCUUUGAGAGAUAUUUGAUAGCUUGCUUAGGUGGUGAGGACAAAACUAUUCAAUUUAUGGAAAGUAUGAACUUAACAGACUCCAGUAUUCCUCUUCUGAAAGAAGCAUAUGCUUAUGGAGUUGUAGAGCAUCCAUUUCCCUUAAAUCUCUUCCUGAAGGAUUGGAAUCUAGGCUCCGAGUUCUAUCAAUCUGUGAAAAUUGGCAUUGUACAAUAUAUGAUACUGAAGAUGAUAUGUGCAGUACUGGCAACAAUUCUCCAAUCUUUUGGGGUUUAUGGAGAGGGGAAGUUUGAAUGGAAAUAUGGAUGGGCGUGGCUGCUGUUGUGCACCUUUAUGUCUUCCCAGCAGAACCUUACAAAAGGGGGGAGAGGUGUGUCCGUAAUGUAGCAGUGAUGACCGACUAUGCCUCGCUAGGAGUGCCACCAGAUCCUGAGGAGGUUCGAGACUGUCAGCGCUCGACGAGAACAUGGCUGGGAGCCUAUGAGAGAGAAAAACCUAUGAAAUUUACCCAGAGUGUUCGGGACGUUGUUGUUGGAAGUGGUGAAAUUAUUGUCGAUGACAUGAUGUUUACAGUUUCUCAUGUGGUGGAGCCUGUUGAGAGGGGCAUUGCAAAGAUAAACAAAACCUUUCAUCAAAUAUCAGAAAAUGUGAAACGCCAUGAGCAGAGGACGCAAAUCGCCAAGGAUGAUUGUUACCUUGUUCCCUUGCGAUCACGAAUACCAGAAUUUUCUGACGUUCAUGAUAGUAUGGGUGAUGGAAGUUUCAGUGAUAGUGGCUUAUCCAGUGGAAAACGACAGUAUUCUCAGUCAAAAGCAGGAACCUCCAGAAGUAGAAGAUAGUGUUUUUUUAACAGUUCAGUGUAUAUAUAGUUACACACGAAUCGACGUGAAAUUUUAAACUACGUCGUUAUAUUUUGGUGAAAGUGCUGAAAUAUAAGUGUAUAUAUUUAACGUGAGGUGAUGGAGGUAUAUUGAGACACUGAAUAAUAACUGCUAUACGUGUAACAUAUCAUCAAGGUGUAUGCAUCAUGUGUAGUGCUCCUCGUAAAUGUUGAAGGAUUAUUAUAGGUUCCACUUCAAUUAUUUACAUUUAAUGAUAUGUUUGUUUUAGUUGGUC